Messenger RNA from Pristis pectinata (smalltooth sawfish), 1967 nucleotides. RefSeq names its product calcium-binding protein 1-like. The record is from RefSeq and is a predicted model, not a curated record. NCBI's taxonomy places the organism in Eukaryota, Metazoa, Chordata, Chondrichthyes, Rhinopristiformes, Pristidae. Bases 41 to 1048 code for a protein of 335 amino acids. The transcript has 7 exons. Gene Ontology annotation, molecular function: calcium ion binding.
UGUAAAACAAUAACAAUCAAUUAAAGAGAUAACAUAGGAAAUGAGUUCUGCUAUAACAAAAAGCGACUCCAAGACUUCCCUGCUGAAAUGCGGAGCGACGAGAGGAGACUUUCACGUGGGAAAUGCGCCCCGCAGGCGAGGCUACCGCGAAGGUAGGGACUCAGAUGCUGAACGCGGCCAGUGGAGCGACGCGGCCGAGGAGCAGCCGCCGGCGGGAGGUUCGGCCAGGGGAGCCGGCACCGCGGCGGCAGGAGACGCGAAACCGUCCAGGAAGCGAGGCACGGGCGGCAAGCCGCAGGCAGCCGGCGGCCGAGGGGAGCGGGGGGAAGGGCAGGGGCAAGCGGGCGAGCGCAAGAAGCGGGCACCGGGCAGCAAGGUGGCUCGGUGCAGGAAGGGCGCGUUGGAGAGAAGCGGCAGCGAGUGCUCGCUCCUCAGCGGCUCGGCGUCGCCCUCCUCGUCCAAAUCCAGCAAGGCCAGCUUCCAGUCGGUGGACGUCGACCCCGGUUUGAGCCCCAUGUUGGACUCGGUGUUCGGUCAGGACAGAGAACUAGGUGCAGAAGAAAUUGAAGAGUUCCAGAAGAUUAUGUCCCACAUAGCCUUCACAAGAGGAACUGACAUUGAGCUAAGAGAUGCGUUCAAAGAAUUUGAUAAGGACAAGGAUGGUUUCAUUGGCUGCAAAGAUCUGGGCAACUGUAUGCGGACAAUGGGCUACAUGCCAACUGAGAUGGAGCUGAUUGAACUCUCCCAGCAAAUUAACAUGAACUUGGGUGGUCACGUUGAUUUUGAUGACUUUCUGGAAUUGAUGGGACCCAAGCUUUUGGCGGAAACAGCUGACAUGAUCGGAGUGAAAGAGCUACGGGAUGCUUUCAAGGAGUUUGACACAAAUGGAGAUGGGGAGAUCAGCACAACAGAACUUCGUGAAGCCAUGAAGAAAUUACUCGGCCAACAGAUUGGACACCGGGACAUUGAAGAAAUACUGAAAGAUGUUGAUUUGAAUGGUGAUGGACGUGUUGACUUUGAAGAGUUUGUCCGGAUGAUGUCUCGCUGACUAGGAAAAAACACUUUCUGGACCAAGAUGGCAAAUAGCCACCAAAUUACACAAACUGAUGCAGUGUCUCCACGCUGUUCUUGAGACUAUUAAACAGACUUGCUGGCUAAGGAGCAAAACCUUUUCUGUUCCAAACUACUGAAGAAAUACCAAGUGUCCAUCAUGCUGGGGCAUUGCAUUACAAACUGAAACUCUUUCUACUCUCAUGCUGCCUGGAUUUCACAUUAAACAUCGUCCCAGAAUCAUAUACAAGUGAUUCCCCACCAAGGAUUGUACAUAUAAACGUGGUGGUGAGAUUAUUCUUUAAGUGUGCAGUGCUCAAAAUAAAAUCACUAACAUAAUUGACAGGUGAAAUGUAAAGUUGUAACAAGCUGUUUAUAGUUCAUCAGUCUUUUAUGAGGCUUUACAGGACUUAGCCUUCAGCUAAACAGAAUAUCAGGGAUAAGAAUUGUUUUGUGUCUGUACUAAUCACACUGACGCAUUUCUAUUUAAUUUGUCUCUGUGAGGUUAAUGCGACAUUCAAACACAUGAGUUGAUAGUUCCAUUGAAAUACCAGAGACGGGAAAUUAAUGCAUUCUCGCAUUAACCAAAGUCCUAAAAUAGCUUCAGAGAGGAAAUGAGACCUCCAGCUGCUGGUAGGUUUUGUGGUGGUAGGUUGAGCUAUGAAAUCCCAGGAUAUCAUGCUUGUAAACGCAAUGGAGAUGCUUCACAACUGUCCCCAUUACUUUGCACUAGAGAGAACCAGUGACAUUUUCUUCAUGGUUUGAAUUGGAUUGAACUCUCCCAUCCAUUUCCAGUGAUGAUCUGGAGUGCAUGGCCUAAAAAAGCAUCGGAAACAGAUUCGGUCAUAAAUUUCAGAAGACAGUUGAAGAGGUAAACUUUGCAAGGGUGCACAGAAAAAGUACAGUUGUGAGACAAC